AUGGCGGCCACGGCGACGGCGGCGGCGGAGGAAGGGAUGGAGCAGCGGGCGCUGCAGUACGAGCAGACCCUGAUGUAUGGCCGCUAUACUCAGGACCUUGGGGCCUUUGCCAAAGAGGAAGCUGCUCGGAUCCGCCUAGGGGGCCCUGAGCCCUGGAAGGGCCCCCCAUCCCCUCGGACUCCUCCAGAACUUCUGGAAUAUGGACAGAACCGUUGUGCCCGAUGCCGCAUCUGUUCCGUGCGCUGCCACAAGUUCCUGGUGUCCAGGGUUGGGGAAGACUGGAUCUUCCUGGUCCUGCUGGGGCUCCUUAUGGCAUUGGUCAGCUGGGUCAUGGACUAUGCCAUCGCAGCUUGUCUGCAGGCUCAGCAGUGGAUGUCCAGGGGCUUGAACACCAACAUCUUUCUACAGUACCUGGCCUGGGUCACCUACCCUGUGGUCCUCAUCACGUUCUCAGCAGGAUUUACACAGAUCCUGGCUCCUCAGGCUGUCGGAUCUGGCAUCCCUGAGAUGAAGACCAUUUUGCGGGGAGUGGUGCUAAAGGAAUACCUCACUCUCAAGACCUUUGUAGCCAAGGUCAUUGGGCUGACCUGUGCCCUGGGCAGUGGCAUGCCACUUGGCAAAGAGGGCCCCUUUGUGCAUAUCGCGAGCAUGUGUGCUGCCCUGCUCAGCAAGUUCCUCUCCCUCUUUGGGGGGAUCUAUGAGAAUGAAUCUCGGAACACAGAGAUGCUGGCUGCUGCCUGUGCUGUGGGAGUGGGCUGUUGCUUUGCGGCCCCUAUUGGAGGCGUCCUGUUCAGCAUCGAGGUCACCUCCACCUUCUUCGCUGUGCGCAACUACUGGCGGGGCUUCUUUGCUGCCACCUUCAGCGCCUUCAUCUUCCGGGUCUUGGCUGUCUGGAACCGUGAUGAAGAGACCAUCACUGCUCUCUUCAAAACCCGAUUCCGGCUCGACUUCCCCUUUGACCUGCAGGAGCUGCCAGCCUUUGCUGUUAUUGGUAUUGCUAGUGGCUUCGGAGGAGCCCUCUUUGUCUACCUGAACCGGAAGAUUGUCCAGGUGAUACGGAAACAGAAAACCAUCAACCGCUUCCUCAUGAAGAAACGCCUGCUCUUCCCAGCUCUAGUGACCUUCCUUAUCUCCACGAUGACCUUCCCUCCUGGCUUUGGGCAGUUCAUGGCUGGACAGCUCUCACAGAAAGAGACACUGGUCACCCUGUUUGACAACCGGACGUGGGUCCGCCAGGGCCUAGUGGAAGAGCUAGAGCCACCGGGCACCUCACAGGCCUGGAACCCGCCUCGUGCCAAUGUCUUCCUUACCCUGGUCAUCUUCAUUCUCAUGAAGUUCUGGAUGUCGGCUCUGGCCACCACCAUCCCAGUGCCGUGCGGGGCCUUCAUGCCUGUCUUUGUCAUUGGAGCAGCAUUUGGGCGUCUAGUGGGCGAAAGCAUGGCUGCCUGGUUCCCAGACGGGAUCCACACUGACAGCAGCACCUACCGUAUUGUGCCUGGUGGCUAUGCAGUAGUAGGGGCAGCUGCGCUGGCGGGAGCAGUGACACAUACAGUGUCCACGGCUGUGAUUGUCUUCGAGCUCACUGGCCAGAUUGCCCAUAUCCUGCCCGUCAUGAUUGCCGUCAUCCUGGCCAAUGCUGUUGCCCAGAGCCUGCAGCCCUCGCUCUAUGACAGUAUCAUCCGCAUCAAGAAGCUGCCCUAUCUUCCAGAACUGGGCUGGGGCCGACACCAGCAGUACCGGGUACGCGUAGAAGACAUCAUGAUACGGGAUGUUCCCCACGUGGCUCUCAACUGCACCUUCCGCGACCUACAGCUGGCUCUUCACCAGACCAAGGGCCGUAUGUUGGCCCUCGUGGAGUCCACCGAGUCCAUGAUAUUGCUGGGCUCCAUCGAGCGCUCACAAGUGGUGGCAUUGCUGGGAGCCCAGCUGAGUCCAGUCCGCCGCCGGCAAUACAUGCAGGACAUGCAGGAGCAGCGGGCUCGUGCGGCCCAGGCCUCUCCACCAGCAGACCCCGAGCGUCCUCCCAGCCCCGAGACUGCCUUCCAGGUGAACACGGAGGAUCCAGGCUUCCCUGCUCCCCGCGUGGAGAGUCAUAAGCCCCUGAAACCUGCUCUCAAGAGGGCGUCCAGCAACACUAUGAACCAUAGGGAGAGCUCAACAGGGAGUGGGGAGUCAUCAGGGAUUGCCCUCAGGAGCCUCUUCUGUGGGAGUCCACCUCCUGAGGCCAGUUCAGAAUCAGAGAAGUCAGAAUCAUAUGAGAAGCGCAAGCUGAAGCGAGUUCGAAUCUCCCUGGCGAGUGACUCGGGCCUGGAAAUCGAGAUGACCCCUCAGGAGAUUCUAGAAUGGGAGGAACAGCAACUGGAUGAGCUGGUCAACUUCAAUGACUGCAAAAUUGACCCUGCCCCCUUCCAACUGGUGGAGCGGACCUCCCUACACAAGACUCAUACCAUCUUCUCACUGCUGGGAGUGGACCACGCAUAUGUCACCAGUAUUGGCCGACUCAUUGGAAUUGUCACCUUAAAGGAGCUCCGGAAGGCCAUCGAGGGCUCUGUCACAGCACAGGGUGUCAAAGUCCGCCCCCCCCUCGCCAGCUUCCGAGACAGCGCCACCAGCAGCAGCGACACAGAAACCACUGAAGUGCAUGCACUCUGGGGGCCCCGCUCCCGCCAUGGCCUCCCCCGGGAGGGCAGCCCUUCUGAUAGUGAUGACAAGUGCCAGUGA
Messenger RNA from Elephantulus edwardii (Cape elephant shrew), 2721 nucleotides. RefSeq names its product chloride channel, voltage-sensitive 2 (gene CLCN2). The transcript has 24 exons. Bases 1 to 2721 code for a protein of 906 amino acids. Gene Ontology annotation, cellular component: membrane. NCBI's taxonomy places the organism in Eukaryota, Metazoa, Chordata, Mammalia, Macroscelidea, Macroscelididae. Gene Ontology annotation, biological process: chloride transport; transmembrane transport. Gene Ontology annotation, molecular function: voltage-gated chloride channel activity. The record is from RefSeq and is a predicted model, not a curated record.